CCGACGACUGUUGGCAUUAGAAUGCGCGCGUGUUCAAUGCCAACUAUAUGAAGCUCAUUAAGAAGUGCCCAGGUACCUCCCAAUGCAUGUACAGCCAACUGUAGAAUUGCCUUAUCAACUUCGGUAAUCGUAGAUAUACCGCAACCGCAACCCCACCAUACAAUAUGAUCCGAGGCAAUGCCAGCGUUGCUAUCUCCAACUCCAAUCUAUUUAAUGCUCAUCAGAGAUCGGCGACUCACUCGCUUCUGUUUUAUUCCCUAAAAAUCAAUAUCAAGGAAUUGAUUGUCGCCACACCGAUUUCCAUGUCCACAAAGAACUUCACCGUGGCCAUCGUCGGCGGCGGCAUCGGGGGUCUCUCUUUGGCCGUGGGUUUAUUACGACGAAACAUUCCCGUGCAGAUAUAUGAGGCUGCACAGGAGUUCAAAGAAGUCGGGUUGGGAUUGACCAUCGGGCCAGCCGCACAUCGGACGAUGCCCCUGAUCGAUCCGCAGAUCCGUCGCAUUUACGAUUCGCUCAUCACCACGCAUGCGGACAGUCCGGGGUAUGAACGGUUCCGCGAGACAUGGUUCGAAGUUGUUUGGGCGACCGGGAAUGACGAAAAAUCCGGGGACGUUCUAUUAGAUUUGAAAGCAUUGCCGUCGGGCCAAACCACGGUGCGCCGGGCGGACUUUCUAGACGCAUUAGUGAGUCUGAUUCCACCGGAAAUCGCGCAUUUUGGCAAGAGACUGGCCCAUUUGGAAGAGACGGCAAAUGGUGUAGAACUGCGGUUUGAAGAUGGUACAGCGGCUACAGCAGAUGUGGUCGUGGGCUGCGACGGUAUCAAGUCCAAGGUGAAGGAGUCUAUCAUACCCCCGGAGGAAUAUCAGCGCGUCCUCCCGCGAUACAGCGGCAUGUAUGGAUAUCGCGCUGUGCUGGACAUGGAGACCAUGACCAAAGCUGUUGGAGACCAUCGGGCGCGAGUGUCUACGAUGUACGUAGGGAAAGGGGCAUAUGGGAUAUCAUAUCCAAUUAUGCGGGCACAAAAGGUCAACGUGGGGUUGUAUGUCUUGAAUGACCAGUGGAAUGAUGAUGCCUGGGUGCGUGCAGCAAGCAAAGAAGACAUGCGACGGGACGCUGAGCAUCUGGGUGACUAUGUUCAAUCGCUUGUUGAGGUACCGUCCCCUCUACAAUACGCGUAGAAGCACUCUGUACUGACGGCAAUAGUACAUGCCGGAUCCCACGCAAUGGGCCAUCUUUGAACACCCGCACAUCUCGACAUAUGCUCGCUCUCGAGUGGCCAUUCUAGGCGAUGCUGCGCAUGCAUCCACGCCUCACCAAGGUGCUGGAGCCGGACAGGCCAUUGAAGACGCGCACGUUUUAGCAGAACUGUUGGGCGAUCCCCGAGUGACCACCUCUGAGCACAUUGUGGCUGCAUUCAAGGCAUACGAUGCUGUUCGGAGACCGCGCAGUCAGAAAGUCGUAACAACUAGCAAGGAGAACGCGCAUUUGCUGUGUUUAUGCUUGGACGGCGUCGGGAAUGACGAGAAACAGUUGAAGGCAACAUUCCAGGAGCGAUUGCGGUGGUUAUGGGACGUGGACAUUCAGGACCAGGCUGAGAGAGCGAGGAGUAUGUUCACUUGUACAUACCGUUCAUAACUGUAUAAAUCGCACAAGUCACCUG
Molecule: messenger RNA, 1660 nt
Organism: Aspergillus ruber CBS 135680
Lineage: Eukaryota; Fungi; Ascomycota; Eurotiomycetes; Eurotiales; Aspergillaceae
Product: putative salicylate hydroxylase
Exons: 1
Coding region: 165-1178 (337 amino acids)
Biological process (GO): secondary metabolite biosynthetic process
Molecular function (GO): FAD binding
Source: RefSeq, a predicted model, not a curated record